AUUAACUAGCUGAGAAAUUUGCUGUUUGCUCAGUUGCCGUGCAGCCAAUUGGUUUAUGCUGCAAGCUGGAGAGAAGCGUCUGUCGUGCUGCGGAUUCUCAUGUGUGAUCGAAUCGGCAACUAAUAAAGCUGCUUUAGGCUGCAUGGGGGGCACGUUUUCCUUAUAUGGAACCAUCACGAAUAACAUUGUGAUGUUUUAAGAUUGAAAUGCGUUUUAUUGAAUAAAUUCCGAACCGCUAGAUCGCCUUCUUUGAUUAAAUCGAGAUGUUAAACAGUUUCUUUUUGCUUACGUUAGUUCACAUUAUUUUUCUAAGUGAGAAAAGCCUGCUUGUCUUCUGAGAUGGCAGCUCGUUUAUCAGAAGAAAUUAAAUUAACCAAGAAACAUGAAGAAAUUUUGGCGAAGCGCACUGAUUUACUGGGGCAGAUGGAAAGCGGCUGCAAGCAGCACAGAGAAAAGAGAGAGCAGCAUGCGAUUUUGUGGCAAAGCGCUCGGGAAAGAAACACCAGACUCCUGCAGGAUUUGCAAAAAAUGGAGGAGCGUCUGAGUGCCAGACCACGUCUUCAGCCAGAGAUCAUUAACCUGCAGACAUGUUAUUGGGAAUCCAUAGAGGAGAAGAUCCCGGAAUGGGAGGACUUUCUGUUGGGGAGGGGGCCGCCCCCCUCUGCUCACAGGGGGUGGUCCUCCAGGAGUCUGAAGCGGAAAGGCGCACCGCAGGAUCGCUCCAAAGUAAAAGUCACGGGUCUGCCACCUCGUGCAAGCACGAAAUGCGCUUCCUGACCAGAGGCACUUAACACCCAGCUUCUGCAGGUAGCGUGCGCUGAGUGGGUGUCAGCGUUGGCAGGCUCCGUAUGUGUAUCUGUUUGUGUCGUUACCUUGCUCUCAAGUCUCACACAGGUAACACAAGCCUUUGACAACACACAGCGCUCAGGAUUACAGGAUAAAUGUGUUUUAUUGCCCUCCUGUAUAUAAAUGUAAAUUUGUUAGGGAUUUUAAGAGAUUAAUAAGUGAAUAUAGAAAAAUGUAUGUUCCAUAUUUUCAUCAAAAUUUCUUUCAUCCAAAUCAAUUCCCUGGUUAAUUUUGAAGGUAGGCCUGUUUUAAUAGAAAGGAUACCUGAAAUAACAUAUCGGUACAUUUAAUUUCACGUGCCUGUUUUACUGCUUGUGUAAAUGGGGCGGGAAAGCGCUAAACGGUAUUUAAUAUUUUGGGGGUUGAAAGUUCUUAAAUACUAAUUGUGUGUCGUGUGUUUGCCACAAGAGGGAGACAAUCGCUCAGCUUUAAGUCUAUAGACAUUCUAUGCGUUCGAGAUAUUUCGUAGUAGUUACAAGAUGAUUGUGAAAAAUACAGUGCGCUACUAAAUAUG
This is a messenger RNA of Brienomyrus brachyistius, 1360 nucleotides long. RefSeq names its product chromosome 8 C3orf14 homolog (gene cep15). The record is from RefSeq and is a predicted model, not a curated record. The transcript has 4 exons. The coding region runs from base 340 to 777 and encodes 145 amino acids. NCBI's taxonomy places the organism in Eukaryota, Metazoa, Chordata, Actinopteri, Osteoglossiformes, Mormyridae.